Effrenium voratum is the source of this 1416-nucleotide messenger RNA. The record is from the annotation of a GenBank genome assembly. NCBI's taxonomy places the organism in Eukaryota, Dinophyceae, Suessiales, Symbiodiniaceae.
AUGUUCGCUGUGGUGGUCAGCCUGGUCCUGUUGUCGGCUGAAGCUGGCAGCAUUCGCGGCCGGGAGGAGGGGCGAACCAUUGCGGUAAAGGAUGUCCAGGCGGACUUACAAGAUGCCAUGGAGGCCGUGCUACGUGGGGAUUCUGCGUCCAAGCGCGUGGCCAACAUUGAGGCGCGUGUGUGGCAGACAUUCCAGGCCUUGCCCAAGAACGAAGUGGGGCGUUUGGCUCCGCGUGGUGUGCGAUACCUUGUGCACAGCUACUUCAUGAAGGAGCACGGCUGGCUGAUCAAGGGCUUGGACCCGCACGGCAACCAGGAUGAAGUGUCGGACGUGCAGGACGCAAGCAUCUUGCAAGACAAGGCUCCCGCGCUGGUCGAGUCGCUGUUGGAGGCAAGACGAUCCAAUCAUGGGCUGGCCUUGAACGAUGUCAUCACCAUGAUUGCCACUCUAGAGCGCUUGAUCUUUGACGAGUCCUUGACCCUCCUUCAAGCUGCCUACAACUUCAACGGUGUGAGCAUGGAUGGCUCAGUAGAGCAGAAGAGCGUUCACGACGUCCUCACCUCUUACCUCCUGCUUUUCCAGCUGGGAAACAAGGGCAACCUCACUGAUGCAAGGCUUCACCGUGCAUUGAAGGCGCGGGUGUCCCAGAGGGAUGAUUGGCUCGUGGUUGACGAGUUCCAGAGGGAUGCAGUGCUGAACCAUGACUUUGCCAAGCAGUCCCGCUCCAAUCCAUUUGUGGAGCCACUCUAUACCUUCCAGGACAGCUCUGACAUUGUGGAAGAGCUUGCCCACGGCUACGGAAAGUGGCAGAACACGGAGUGUCGGCAGAUGAAGGAUGACUUGAUGGAGCUGGACAGUGAUGGUGACGGCCGCAUUCCCAUCGGGAAGUUCUAUGGCCGCUCUGAUAACACCAAGUAUCAGUUCACCGUGUACCUGCAGUACUUGCAGGUGGACACUCCUAGGCAGCGCGUUUGCAUGCCCAGCUGGUUGAAGACAUCCUACAGAGGAAUGGUGGCGGGGCGUUGCCUUUGCAUGGUCGGGUGUUCUUUCGUGAAUGGCUCCACUACGCCUUUUCCGAAACGAGUGCCGUACCCUUCACAUGUGGAAGCCAAGACUUUGACACCCUCCCACUGGGCAAACAAGAAAGUGUCUGUGGAGCCGGAGACUCGAUCGGAGCUUGCUUCCACGGCUGCGGAGGAGGAGGACAGCUUGCCGAAGGAGAUCGUGUGGAGUUCUCAGGAAGUGCUGCACGUGCAGGAGACCAAGAAACGGUCCACCUCAGUCUUCAGAACCAUCAUGCAGCUGGCAGUUCUGUUGGCGGUGUUGCGUGCAGCCAUCGGCAACUGGGCAACUCUCCGCAGCAUGGUGGCUCCAACGAAGGGGAAGAAGUGCGACGACUUUCAGCUUCCCUUCUGA